Messenger RNA from Trypanosoma conorhini, 600 nucleotides. RefSeq lists its product as uncharacterized. The record is from RefSeq and is a predicted model, not a curated record. The transcript has a single exon. Lineage: Eukaryota; Euglenozoa; Kinetoplastea; Trypanosomatida; Trypanosomatidae. The coding region runs from base 1 to 600 and encodes 199 amino acids.
AUGGUGUUCCUAUUCCUGCGUUGCCUUUUUGCAUCCAUCCUGUUUAAUGCGGGUGUUGCCUACGCCGUAAUCCUUGCGCUGCAGGUUCCCUUUUGCACAGUGGCAGGGAAGGAGUGCGCCAAGAAGCCCAUCACCGCGGCCAAUAUUCCGAUCUAUGCACUGAAACUUUGGAUCAUGAUCACAUUUCUCGCUUCCUUCUCCUACCUGGGCGCAGAUGGCCUUCCACUGUUUCUGGAGGCCCGUGCCAUUCUCACGUGGCUUCUUCUUCUUUUACCGCCCUCAUCGCAGAGUAAAGUGUAUGACACUGUUUUUGAACCUGUUCUAGAAAAUGCCGGGAAUUUUUUUAUUGGGUUUGAGAACAAGCGGAUGCUUGCGCGUGGCGCGGCAGUACUGGCGUUGCGUAGUUGCAUAGCAAUAGGGAUUUUCAUUGCGAGGACCACCAUACGCUACUGGGGUUCGGAACAUGAUGUCAUCCAUCACGUCCUGGAGAGUUUGCUACAUGCUUCUCGAUGCCUGCAAGAUACAGCGGUGAGGCAACCAGAGACUCUUGCAUACUUCAGUCCUUCAUCGCCUGUGCUGCUGGGGCCUACGUUGGCAUAA